UAUACACACAGACCAGCGAGCGCCACGAACGAUGCCCCGCGCAACACAGCACAUGACAUGCGUCAACCCCCUAGCUAGCCUGCCUCAUGUUGCACCACCCUGACUGUGCUUCGCCUCCCCCUUGCCAACACGCACACACAGCCACUCCGAGUCGGGCUUCCUCCGGUCCUCCACCAUCGCAAACACACUCCCCCCAUCAGCCAGUGCCUUGCCAAGCUUGGCCUGCAGGUCCCGCAGCUGGAUGAUGAACUUGGCCUCAGUGCAGUUGAGGAGAUCCCGCAGCCUGAACCGCAGCAGCUCGGUGGAUUGCCGUGGGGUGGAGGGUGCUCUGUGUUGCAUCGUCUCGGCGAGUUGCGAGAGCCGUGCCAGCACCGACCGCUCCCAAGCUGGAUCGCAUAGAAGCUUGGGAUAGUGCAAUACCUGAUGACACACCCACCCACACCCACCCACCCACACACAGAGAGAGAGAGAGAGAGAGCGAGAGAGACAAUGACCGUGUGUGUCUUCUGGGGUCAGGUGUGCUCACCUGUGUGGGCACGAGUAGGGUGGUCCUGAGCGUCUCCCUCAGGAAGCGCAGCCGAUCGACGGCCGUCCGGCUGGGCAGCGUGAACACCUCUGGCGCCUGACAGACAGACAUGAAUACAUAGUCGCAUCCAUCAACCAACAAAAAUGCCGUGUGCUGGUGUGGUAUGGUGUGGUGUGGUGCCCCUGACCGUUUGUCUGAGUCUGUCGAGGUCGGCCCGUUUGAAGCCGAAACGAAGCAGCAGGCUCUCGUCGAGCAAUGGCGGUGUCGGUGAGGAUGAGUCAUCAGUCGCUGAGACAGACGGCACAGCGUCACUCUCAUCAGUCGCCUCCUGCCGAUCUGCCGGCUCCUGCUGCAAUGGGGCCUCGCGCGUGUCAACACUCUCUUGCGCCGCCGCUGCUGGUGCUGGUGCUGGUGGUGGGGGAGGUGGUGGUUGCCGUGGUACAGCUGUGCUCCUCUUGAACGCUUCAAACCUCCUCAUAGUCGACUUCGCCACCCCCUCGACAAAGGCGCUGUCAGUGCCGCCCACCAAGUCCAUCAAAGGGAUGUCACUCACGGGCGGCGGGGGCGGGGGCGACCCCUCGUUGGCAUGCGUGUGCCUGAGGUGGUGGAUGAAGGCCGCGCGGGGCAGCAGCCGCUGAGCGGGGUCCAUCAGCAGCACUGCGGGGUAGGACAGCAGCUCGCUGAAGUCGGUGCGGGCCAGGCCGUCGGGUGACGUGUAGAAGGACAGGAAUGACGCGACCUACACCAAGCGCGCGCAAAGACCUUGCUUGGUGUCUUGUCUCGGCCUGUCUCGUCUGCCCAGUUAGUGACCUCGUGUGGUUUCUUGAGGCUUUUAAUCCGCGUCUGCUGCAGCAGCUGCUCCGCUAUCUCGGCAGGCACCCCUGCACACGACGAAUAGAGGGAGGCUCAUGCUCAACUGGGGCGGGGCCCACCUACCCUACCUGCUUGUGUGAAUGCCUCCUGCACACUUUCUAGCCCACGCGGCAGCGGCAGCAGCGGGGCGGCCGAGGAGUCAGUCUGCGCCACCACCUGCUGCACGAUGUGUGCCGACCGCCGCUCCUCUGCUGCAGGCGGAAUGGCGUCAUCCGGCCGCGAACGCACCAGCGGGUAUGGCAGCUCUGCACACACACAGAGUCAUCAUUCACGCGCUCAUCGACCGGACAGCCCUCUCACCUUGGCUGUCAUCGUCUCCGUGUGCAGAUGAGGCGUCGUCAAUGUCUGCCUCUGUCUCGCCCUCGCCGGAAGAUGGCGUGGGUGCGGGUGUGGGCGGUGCCGAUUGGACUCUCUUGUCGAAGUCGGUCCGCAGCUGCUGAAUGACGGCGAUGAGUCCGUCCAAGUUGAGCUGGCCGUCGGGGAGGAUCAUCGACUCACGGCCGGCGGCGGUGGCCUUGGCUUUGCCUCGGUUGCUGAUACCCAAAGCCUACACUCACACACACAUCCAUCCAUCCAUGUGUGUGUGUGUUCGUCACUCUUACCUUUCUGAUGUCUUUGUAGAGCUCUUUCUUGUACUCGAGGAUGUAAUUCACCGGCACGCCCAGAAUCUGGUGGCAGAAGAUGCUGUCCGUCUGACAAACAACGGAAACCACACAAGACACACACACACACACACACACAGCUGAGUGAGGGGAGGGAGGGAGGUCGGUGCUCUCUCGCCCCCGCACCCUACCCCACCCCGCCCCACCCACCGUGCCGAAGACGUGCUCGUAGUCAUGCCGCUGCAGCUCGACGCCAUACAGCCUGAUUGAUUGGUGACGCACACACACAGCUGGGUCGGAUCUUGUGCCAGUGGCGCAGCGCACCUGGCCAUCUCGACACGCGGCACAAGAACGUUGAUCAUGUCCAGAGAGAAGAACCUGACACACAACACAACACAACACAACGCAACACAACACAACACACUCGCGGCAGCCAUUGCUCUGAAUCCAUCGCAUUGCUCACCUUGGUGCUUCCAGCAGCUUGUACAGGCUCUGAAUGGGCUGCCCCAUGCCGCCAAGGUGGAGGAAAUAGAGCACUCGCGCACGGACGGUGCUGCUGUCCGACGCACACAGCUGCAGACAGACAGACAGACAGACAGACAGACAGGAGGGAUGAAUGUGUUGUGUUGUGUUGUGUGUCUGGAGCACUCACAGUCCCUACCGAGGGCGACAUGGCCUUCAGCCGCUCAAUGAACUGAGGCGGGGCCCCGACCUUACAGAACGAGCCAAGACCCAAACCAAAACACCAACACGCCCAUCCAUCCAUCCAUCCUUGCUGUGUGCGUGUGUGUAAUGGCUGGGCUGGCUCACCUCCUUGCUGUGCAGGAACUCCUCAACCGUCACGCCCUUGCCCUGCACGAAGCCGCCAUCAGCACCAGACGCACUCGGCUCGCCCACAUCAGCAGCAGCAGCAGCAGCAGCAGCGGCAUCUAUCUUCGGCACGUGCCCUACAAGAGGCGGCCCGCCACCCAGGCCGGGUGCUGGCGGUGCCUUCUGCCCAUCUGUGUGGCCCGUUGGUGUUUCUCCCGCUGUGGCUGCUGUGGGUAAGGGAAUGGGGGGCUCUUCCUCCACCUGAACACGGCAGAGAGAGAGAGAGAGAGAGGGAGGGAGAGGGAGAAAAUGUGUGUGACAGGUCUGGUGAGUGUGGGUGGAUGGGUGAGCGUCGGUGGCUGGGCUACUUACUUGUAUGAGGUAGGUGAAGUCUUCUGUGGGAACGCCAUCCUCCUGAAGCGACGUCACCCUCUCAGCAACCUCAUCAACAGACAAGUACAUCACACCUACACACACAAACAUAUACACACACACAUAACACACACACACACCUGCGUCAAUACCCAUCUAUCUCUACCUGGGUUCUCCAUGAGUGUCUGUUUCAUCUGGUCGUCGGUCAUGCCGCCCACAGUGGUCAGGUAGUGCACCACCUUGGGCGCCUCGGACACCCGGACACGGUCACUCAACACCGCGCUUCCUGUUGUAAUAUAUGGCGGGCAGAUACACACAGACACACACAGAGGAAAACGAUUGAGCGCAUGCCGGUCGUGCGCUGGUUGGUAGCUUGUUCGCCCACCACACCGUGUUGUGAAAGCAGGUCUUCACACUCGGCGUGCGACAGACCUAACAGACACACAGACAGACAGACAGACCACACAGGAGGAGAAACCAUCAAUCAACGCAUUCAUUUCAUCUUGUCAGUCAGUGUGUAGUAGGGGUGUCUGUCCUCACUGACCGAAUCUCCGCAGCAAGGCCAGCCUCUCCAGUAUCCUUUCCGUAGUGUAGCACUCAUCGCCACCCCCAUCUGCAGAUGCUCCCACACACUUUGACGCUGCCGCCCUCGCGUCACCGGCGAACCGGACGUCGCUGCGCACAGCCUGACGGCCAGAUCUCUGCGCGCUAAGUGACGGCACCCAUCUCUGCAGCACUCUGCUCCAGGCGCGAGGCUGAUCUGCCUGAAGCCGAAGCAGCGCGGACUUCAUUGCCGGGUGCUGGAAACGGCUCAGGUGGACGUCUGCAGUCACGUGGAGGCCUCCAUCUUCGGGAGAGAAUGGGAAAAG
This is a messenger RNA of Vitrella brassicaformis, 4052 nucleotides long. Lineage: Eukaryota; Vitrellaceae. The record is from the annotation of a GenBank genome assembly.